UCGAGAAGACUCACUAUCAUCGAGAACAAUAAAAUUACUACUUCUGAUAUUGCCUGUCAACCCCUAGUUAAUUCUAUAUCACCCAGAACUAGAUCGUGCCCCUUUUCGUUGUUAUAUAGCCUAAUGGCUUCCAACCUGAUGAAUUGGCCGAAAUUCUUUACCAUAUUGGCGACUGCGGUCACUCCUGGUCUUGCGUCUCCCUAUCAGAAUGGUCUUGGAGAAUCCGCACGUCUGGUCCGUCGGGAUACAUUCGAGUGGACUGCUCUUGGUGACUCAUACUCCUCGGGCGUUGGAAGCGGCGAUUAUAUCUCAAAUUCCUACCGUUGUCUUCGAUAUGAUCACGCCUAUCCGGUCGUGAUGAACGGUGAUAGCAGGCUUCCUGGAGAUCACGUGUUCAACAGCGUGGUAUGCUCUGGGUCGAAAACUAGUGAUGUAGACAGCUAUCAGUUCUACGAUGAAAACACGUCAGGGACACCUAACUGGCAGUAUGGGGAUCGUCCGAAAUUCGGAAACCCAAGCAUUGCCACACUCAGUGUUGGUGGUAAUGACAUCGACUUUCCAGGUAUCAUCUUCAACUGUAUUCUGGACACCAAACUUCCAGAUGGCUCGCCCCAACGUACCUGUGAUGAGCAGAGAAAAGUCACUUGGGAUAAAUUGGUUGAUCCAGGUCUGAUAGACAAUAUCGAUAACACAAUAAAGAAAAUAGUCGACAAGGCCCGAGGAGGUCCCAUCAAAGACCAAUUCAGGUUAUAUGUCACUGGUUUCCCCCAAUUUUUCGACACUCAAACUAACGAAUGUGACUCUGUCACCUUCGCACGGACAGCCAACCCGACUCCUGAUGGUAAAGAACACACUAAGUUGACCCAGGCACUCCGCAAAGAGUUUAACGAUAUGAGUGUCCAACUCAACAAAGCUAUCGAGGCGGCUGUUGCAAGGAACCAGGCCAUGGGCGCCAAGUGGAUUCCGAUCGAUGGUGAGAUGGAUGGGCACAGAUUCUGUGAGCCAGGAGUUCAAGAGCCAGAUCAGCACAACCCUAACUUAUGGCUGUUCCAUUACCCCUAUAACGAGCCAAAAGAUGCGUCCGUAGACGCCAUGCUCCAGGCGGCCUCUGAUGAAGUGUCGAAUGGUGUGGAUAUCAAUACCGCGUUUCAAACGUAUAAUGAUUAUCAAAACGCUCUUUUCGACGCCCUUCAGGUUGACAAUUCCACAGUAACUGGUAUCCAGGAUCCGCUAUGGAGGUCAAUAGGGAGCAGAGUGAAAGUCUUUCACCCACAACCAGCCCUUCAUGACAAAAUUAGAGACCUGGUGCUGGAUGCCUAUGUUAGCGACUCAAAUAACCAACCCCCACCACCUCCCCCUCCUCCAGUGGAGAUGACGACCUGUCACGGAAUCAGCGGAGAUGUCUGGGUCAUGUCACGCGAUGCUGCCGUGGCUAGCGCACAGGAGUUCUGCCAGCAAACCCAGCAGACGGUGACCUAUAACAAGGACUCUGUCAACGAGGUUGAGUUCUCGGUCGCAAACCAAAAAGAUUCAAGUCAAGGUCCCAUGGAUGCGCCCGACUGCUUCGAUCGCUUCCAAAAAACAGUCAUUGAUGGUUGCGACGGCAACGAUCCGAUAAACAACCCUCACAAUUACAAGUUCGGAGGCACAUUCACAUCAGGUGACUGGACAUACACCAUGACGCCGCUCAGCAAGCAGGUUAACGAGGUGAGCUGCGACGUGUCAUACAAGUUUUUCUUCGACGGCUUCGAGAUCCGCGGCAAGAAUUUACCCGACGCCACCUUCGGCGCCAAUGGUGAAGGGCUCAAAUCACAGUUAUCUGACUGCGGUUCUCUAACUAAUUACCAUUUCGAAUGGACGCCUUCUGAUCCAAAUUUCCAAUGGUAUGCCGCAGGCCGCCUUCCAAUUGGAACCAAAUCCUGCGUGGGCACCGCUCUCCAAGAGGCUGGUGGUUCUAGUAAUGGAAACUGUAAAGGCGCUGGCAAACGUCGCGCCCUCUUUAGGGCACGCUCAAUCGGUAUCGAAGACUGGCCUGGCUACGGCGACGAAGAGAGGCACGUAUUCGGUUCAUUGGCUGCCACAUAGAUGUGGAAGAGUGUCGACUAUUUUGAGUGUGAGAAUUGAUGUCGCUGAGAACCCCCCGUUGAUCAAACUCAAGAAAUGCACCAAGUGUUCAGCUCCCGCCCCUUUUUUGUAUUUCUUAUCUCAAUGUUCUUUGCAUAUGUCUUAUUCCAUUAUUUUUCUCCAUGAAUGCAUUACUAUAACUGCUAUUUUCAAGAAAUAUUUAUUGAAAUAUACAAUUAUACAAUAGCUAUAGGGUCAUACAUUAUAGAACGCUUCGGGGAAUCCUAGUAAUGUGUUAACAACCUUACUACCUGAUUAUACGCUCUUCAGGAGUACACAAGUUACAACCUCGUGGCAUUAGUAAGAGCAGAGCUAAUAGGCAGUUACGUAAAUCUAAAUAAGCUAUUAUCGGUUCGUUUCCAACUGCUAACCAUCUACAGCUAUAUUAGUUAUACUAUAUACGACCACAAUUAACAUAACGGGCUAUAUAGUACCUAUAUUGUUUAAUGAGCUUAGUUUAUUUUUACCCGUGCCCUUUUGCUUUUUUAUGAAAAGGUAAAGGUGUUAAAGUUAAAAGUAUAUAGGUAAAGUAGGAUAAGAUUAAUAAUAGCUUUAAGUAACAGGUGUAAUAGCAGGUAUAUAGUUUUAGUGGAAAAUUAUACCUAAACUGUAUCACCAGACGAUAGCUAGCUAUAAUUGCCUAAUAACU
This is a messenger RNA of Xylaria bambusicola, 2773 nucleotides long. Its product is annotated as SGNH hydrolase-type esterase domain-containing protein. Gene Ontology annotation, biological process: triglyceride catabolic process. The transcript is spliced from 2 exons. Gene Ontology annotation, molecular function: triacylglycerol lipase activity. NCBI's taxonomy places the organism in Eukaryota, Fungi, Ascomycota, Sordariomycetes, Xylariales, Xylariaceae. The record is from RefSeq and is a predicted model, not a curated record. The coding region runs from base 124 to 2085 and encodes 653 amino acids.